This is a messenger RNA of Cydia pomonella (codling moth), 1990 nucleotides long. Its product is annotated as coiled-coil domain-containing protein 42 homolog. The coding region runs from base 844 to 1851 and encodes 335 amino acids. The record is from RefSeq and is a predicted model, not a curated record. NCBI's taxonomy places the organism in Eukaryota, Metazoa, Arthropoda, Insecta, Lepidoptera, Tortricidae. The transcript is spliced from 8 exons.
UGCAAUGAUAAAAAGGAAGAUUUUUUGUAAAAUGGCCGGUGCCUAGAAGACAAACGUAAAUAAUGGAAAAAAACUUAUGUUAAAUUACGAACGCGCCGUCACAUGUUAAAUCUUGCCGUUGUCAGUCAUUCAGCAUGCUAAAAAUGGUCAAAUUGACCGCGACUUUUAACUAAAAUAUUGUAACUUUAUUUUAAAUAUUUUAGAGAAAAGAUAACAAUCGAUUCACCAUACAAACGUAGUCCUCAUUUUCCUCCCUGGAUAUUGACAUUAUGGAAAAUCAUUUUCACACAUCACAGUUUUACGUCUGCAAAUAUCGAUACUGCAAAUAUUGUACUUGUGGUCCUUCGAGCAACACCGGCUUCCAACACGUCAGAAGGGAGGAGCCUAAGCUAUGCCUAAGCGAUAUCUUACCGAACAAAUCAUUCUGUCAUUUUUUGCGGGGGAAACGUGCACACAGACGCACUUCUCACUCACUAAUAACUCACUACAUACAAAAUCCAAUCUGUAAUUACCACACAAAUACGUAGAAUAUGACACACGUCAAAGACAAAUCUUGCACACCUCGAUCUCUUUUUGUGUACGGACGAGUCGCAACAUGCACCGCCAUAGGCACAGUUGUACCUAUUCUUUGACAGAGGGGAAAUAGUAUGAAUGCCGACCUUUGAUGCCGACUCCCGUUGCAGGGACUCGACAACCUAUCCUAUGACAUACAUGACAACCUCCCACCCGCCCGUUGCCAAGCAACUGUUCUCUGUUUAUUUGCGUUCAGUGACGUCCAAAGUUGACGUCUUUCCACAUCCCAGCUGUUUUGUUACUGUUUUACAUUGUUAGUGAAUAUUAACAAUGAAGAAGAUGUCGUUGAAAGAUUUGGCGCCCAUCGCAAUACCGCACGGACCGCCGGUGGAGUGCGCCGAGGAGUAUUACAACUCGCUGAUGCAAAGUUCCAUGAUUGUGAAAAAAUAUCCAGUAUGGGACGUGGCGCGCCCUACCCCACAAGUCCUGAUGGAACAAGCCAGGCGAGACCUGAUGGAGGCGGAGGAGAAACUUGCCGAGAAGCGAGAGGAGGAGGCGCGUAAUCGCGCCGCCAUGGACAUCAAGUGGGGAGAGCUUCGCGCUAAAGAGCUGCUGCUGAAGGAAUCUUUCAUUAGCUUUAAUAAGUUCAUUCGAGAGAACCAAAAGAAACGCGAUCGCGCCGAGCGUAAGAUGGCGGCCGACGAGGAAGCGCUCGAACGCAAGACACGUGAAACAGAGGCCAUGCGCAAGCGCGUGGAAGAGAUGGAAGAAGUCAGGCUUAUGAUGGAGAAGCAGGUCAAGGACUACACCAUCUAUGAGGAUUACUUAAUGGCGGUUGUGAGGAACUAUCCAGAAUUCAAGCAGCCUUUGGAUGUUCUCAAUCGAUAUGAAGCUUUGGCCGCUGCGAAAAGUACCCUGGCCGACCGCCAGGAGCAUGACCUGGAGAUGCUGGAAGACGCGAGGAAGGAGAUAGCAUCCCUCACCGAGGAGAAGAAAUUGUUCAUCAUGGGGCUCAAUAACAAGCUUGCAAACUUGAGGUGGGAGUAUGACCAAGUACGCAAUCGCGUGAUAAAAUGGGAGCUGGCACUGCACCGGUUGAAGGAAACGGCUGCCAGGCGUCACGUCGAGCUGUGCCACGUCAAGGCCGCCAUAUACAGCCUCUACGUCAAGAUCUGCAAGAACAAGGGGCUUUCUAUUGAGGUGAAGCCUCAGGACUUCGAGCAGCAGUUGGUUGUGAUAAUGCGAGCGUUGCUGGAGCUAAAGAGGAUCCAUAGAAUCGCAGCCAAGCGCUCCAAGGAGAAGGGUGAUGCAGAGUCCGCGCUCCAGUCUGCGGGCUAGUUUAAUUUAUUAUUUUAAUAAAUAUCUUACAUAAUAUUAUCAUAAAAUCAUGGCCAAAUUAAUUUGUAUGUUGUAUAUAGCUUCUGUUUGUUCCUUUUGGAUGUUUUCCUGAUAAAAUAAAAUCAUCAUGUAAGACAAG